AUGAAAUGCAUCAAACAAGCCGUCCCCGUGAAUCGUGAUUAUCAGCCCAGUGAAUUCAGUGAUUAUUAUAGACUAAAGACAAAGGUGACAGUGUCGUGUGACCACAUCAGCGCAUCUCAGCCCAUCUACUUAGCUCAGCUACCUCAACCACCAGUUUACGCUGUAAGUGCGAUCCCUGCCGUCGAAUUUGGCAAGAAAGAGCCUCAGUUUGUGGAUAUCCAAGGUCACGAUGAGCAGGUCCACAGGAUCGACCUGCAAGCGGAACCCGACAUGAGCGUUCUCGAUGACGUCACUAGGAAUCCAGCUAACAACAGAUACUUGUUGUACACCAGACGCAACUCCUGGUACUCCCAGGAGCUGACGAUGAACAACGCCAACUCCAUCACGAGCUCCAACUUCAACGCCAACAACCCCACCGUGAUAGUCUCCCAUGGCUGGCUGGGCAGCAUGUACAACGACAUCAACCCCACCAUCAGGAAUGCAUACCUGGGUAAGAGCGACGUGAACGUGAUCGUCCUGGACUGGAGACGUCUGGCGUUGUCCGACUACGUCACCGCCGCCGCCGGCGUCCCCGCCGUGGGCAGAGGCCUGGGACAGUUCCUUAACUUCCUCAACCAGGUAACAGGAGCCCCCUUCACCAGGAUGCACCUAGUUGGCUUCAGUCUGGGCGCCCAUUUGGUCGGUAACGCGGGCAGGGAGCUCGGCGGACGAGUUGCUAGGAUCACUGGUCUCGACCCGGCCGGGCCUCUAUGGACCUACAGCACCAACCGUCUCCGUGCCUCCGACGCCGUCUAUGUCGAGUGCAUCCACACCGACGGCAGCGCCAUCGGUCUCGGCAUCGGGACGGCUCUUGGAGACGUCGACUUCUUCCCCAACGGCGGCAACUCGCAACCCGGUUGCUUAACCAACCUGUGCAACCACGAGCGCGCCUGGGAGCUGUUCGCCGCGACGGUUUCGUACAACCACCUCGUGGGGCAGCAGUGCUCCAACAACCUGCAGAUCACUUGGGACAACUGCCGAGGAUCUUCGCUGCCGAUGGGCAACGAUGACUUGAAUAAGAGAGGAUCCGGUAUGUACAGAGUCAACACCGCUAGAAGAUAUCCAUUUUAAACUGUAAUUCUGAGAACUGGACUGUAAA
This is a messenger RNA of Aricia agestis (brown argus), 1138 nucleotides long. Its product is annotated as pancreatic lipase-related protein 2-like. Gene Ontology annotation, biological process: lipid metabolic process. Gene Ontology annotation, molecular function: lipase activity. Bases 1 to 1110 code for a protein of 369 amino acids. The record is from RefSeq and is a predicted model, not a curated record. The transcript is spliced from 8 exons. Lineage: Eukaryota; Metazoa; Arthropoda; Insecta; Lepidoptera; Lycaenidae.